CUCCUGAUUGGUUGGCGAUCAACACGUGGUAAACCGGAAACGAAGACCAACGUGGUGCUGGUUCAGAAAGCUGACUGUUUUUUCUCCCUUUUUUUUUUACCUCAGAAAUAUAAAAAUAUAUGCCACGCAAACUCAACAAAUAAAGAUGACUGAAAGCCAAGGGGGAACGACACCUAAGGCGGCGAAGGAGCUUCUCGCGUUGAAUCCUCAGCAAGAGUCUGAGUUCAAGAAGAAAGUACAGAAGGUGAAGAAGAAGAAGACGAAGAACACCAACACAGGGAAUCUUUUGACACCUGGGGUCAUUUAUGUCGGCCAUUUGCCCCUUGGACUCUUUGAGCCACAGCUCAGGGAGUACUUUGAACAGUUUGGCAAUGUCUUAAGGCUGCGACUGUCCAGAAGCAAAAAGACAGGUGGGAGCAAAGGCUAUGCAUUUGUGGAGUUUGACUGUGAUGAGGUAGCCAAGAUCGUAGCAGAGACCAUGAACAAUUACCUGAUGGGAGAAAGACUGGUUAAAUGUCAUGUGAUUCCACCGGAAAAAGUGCACGAGAAGCUUUUUGCUGGCAACCAGCGCACCUUUAAGAGACCUUCCCAUCCUGCUAUAGCGCGCUACAACAAGAACCACACAAGCGAGGAGGUCGCAAAGGUAACGGAAAAGCUGCUGCGUAAAGAGAGAAAACUCCGCAAGAGGCUGGCAGGACACGGCAUUGAUUAUGACUUCCCAGGAUUUGCUGCCCAAGUGCCCCAGAAGAAGAAGUCUGAUUCCUCGAACGCGUCUACGUGCAGUGAUGACACGACACCCAUGUGCACGCCUUCUUUCCUGGAGAGGAGGAAGUCCAUGAUCAGUGAUGACAAUGAUGCUGAGGAUGAGAUUGUCAUCAAGAUGCCUGCUGUACAGAAAGACCAGCUGUUCCCUGACGAUGAAGAUGCCAGCGACAAGGAAAAGGAGAAGCGUGAGGCACCCGGUGGAAGUGAUGAGGCUGACGCAGCAGACUCUUAAACAAAGUCUUCUUUUAUUGUGGGCUUUGGUCUGGUUUUCAGAGCACGGAGACUUCAACUGAGGGUGUGUGUUUUUGAUGUGACGAUCCUCAUCAUUUAAAAAGAAGCUCUUAUAAAACCAAAAGAUCAAUUGAAGAUUGUUAUAAAUCAUGUUUGUCAGUAAAAUGCAUGAAGAGUUCAUGGUGCACUUCACUGAAAGUGUCAUUGAACUAUUUGUCUUUGUAAUAAAGUUGACAUUUGAACUGUAAA
Molecule: messenger RNA, 1245 nt
Organism: Entelurus aequoreus (snake pipefish)
Lineage: Eukaryota; Metazoa; Chordata; Actinopteri; Syngnathiformes; Syngnathidae
Product: MKI67 FHA domain-interacting nucleolar phosphoprotein-like
Exons: 6
Coding region: 146-997 (283 amino acids)
Biological process (GO): maturation of LSU-rRNA from tricistronic rRNA transcript (SSU-rRNA, 5.8S rRNA, LSU-rRNA)
Cellular component (GO): nucleolus
Molecular function (GO): RNA binding
Source: RefSeq, a predicted model, not a curated record